Molecule: messenger RNA, 1488 nt
Organism: Aspergillus niger
Lineage: Eukaryota; Fungi; Ascomycota; Eurotiomycetes; Eurotiales; Aspergillaceae
Gene: maoN
Product: monoamine oxidase maoN-Aspergillus niger
Exons: 3
Coding region: 1-1488 (495 amino acids)
Molecular function (GO): oxidoreductase activity
Source: RefSeq, a predicted model, not a curated record
AUGACCUCCCGAGACGGAUACCAGUGGACACCCGAGACAGGGCUCACGCAGGGCGUCCCCUCUCUAGGAGUCAUCUCCCCGCCCACUAAUAUCGAAGACACGGACAAAGAUGGUCCAUGGGACGUGAUUGUCAUUGGUGGAGGGUACUGCGGGUUGACUGCCACUAGGGACUUGACUGUAGCAGGCUUCAAAACCCUUCUCCUCGAAGCCCGAGACCGCAUAGGCGGCCGCUCCUGGUCCUCUAACAUCGACGGCUAUCCUUACGAGAUGGGCGGCACAUGGGUCCACUGGCACCAAUCGCACGUAUGGCGCGAAAUCACGCGCUACAAGAUGCACAACGCCCUAUCACCCUCCUUCAACUUCUCCCGCGGCGUGAAUCACUUCCAGCUACGGACCAACCCCACCACAUCAACCUACAUGACUCACGAAGCCGAGGACGAGCUCCUCCGCUCCGCAUUGCACAAGUUCACCAACGUGGAUGGCACCAACGGCCGUACUGUCCUGCCCUUCCCGCAUGACAUGUUCUAUGUUCCUGAGUUCAGGAAGUAUGAUGAGAUGUCAUACUCGGAGCGGAUUGAUCAAAUCCGGGAUGAGUUGAGCCUUAAUGAACGGAGUUCUCUGGAAGCGUUUAUAUUGCUUUGCUCUGGCGGAACGCUGGAGAAUAGCUCAUUUGGAGAAUUCCUGCAUUGGUGGGCGAUGAGCGGAUAUACGUAUCAGGGAUGCAUGGACUGCUUGAUAAGUUAUAAGUUCAAGGAUGGGCAGUCUGCAUUUGCGAGGAGGUUUUGGGAGGAGGCGGCCGGGACGGGGAGGUUGGGGUAUGUGUUUGGGUGUCCGGUUAGGAGUGUUGUUAAUGAGAGAGAUGCGGUGAGAGUGACGGCGAGGGAUGGGAGGGAGUUCGUUGCGAAGCGGGUGGUUUGCACUAUUCCCCUCAAUGUCUUGUCCACGAUCCAGUUCUCACCUGCGCUGUCGACGGAGAGGAUCUCUGCUAUGCAGGCAGGUCAUGUGAAUAUGUGCACGAAGGUGCAUGCCGAAGUGGACAAUAAGGAUAUGCGGUCGUGGACGGGCAUUGCGUACCCUUUCAAUAAACUGUGCUAUGCUAUUGGUGAUGGGACGACUCCCGCGGGAAACACGCAUCUGGUGUGUUUCGGGACGGAUGCGAAUCAUAUCCAGCCGGAUGAGGACGUGCGGGAGACGUUGAAGGCGGUUGGGCAGUUAGCGCCUGGGACAUUUGGAGUGAAGCGGUUGGUGUUUCACAAUUGGGUGAAGGAUGAGUUUGCGAAGGGCGCGUGGUUCUUCUCUAGGCCUGGGAUGGUGAGUGAGUGUUUGCAGGGGUUGAGGGAGAAGCAUGGGGGUGUGGUGUUUGCGAAUUCAGAUUGGGCGUUGGGGUGGAGGAGCUUUAUUGAUGGGGCGAUUGAGGAGGGGACGAGAGCUGCUAGGGUGGUGUUGGAGGAAUUGGGAACGAAGAGGGAGGUGAAGGCUCGUUUGUGA